UCUACCGCUAAUUCCUUCCCACCCAUUCUCUCUUCUUCUUUACAAAAUUUUCGUUUUCUGAAAUUGGAGAUUCAAGGUAUUCUGUGUUUGUAUGUGCACGGACGACCCAAAUCUUUUUAUUUUUGUAUAGGAUUUUCACCUAGGAGAAGGCUUUGAUUAUUAUUAGCUGGUAAUAUAUCGCCUUAAUUGGAAUUCGUAAUUCAUCUUUCUCUGUUCUCUGGAUUUUUAAUUGUUCUUUCAAUCUGAUGUAUAUGAUCUUUUGCUUGUAAAUUGUCGUUUAGUCCUCUCUUAUGAUACGAAUUUGGUCCGUAGAGAACUAAAUUUUCCCUUUGAAACUGCUUGAUAAAUUCAUCGAUGUUAGUUUUAAUCAUUCAAGGUAUUUGUUUCCAAUACAUGUGGUUUUAUUUCGUGUGGUUUUGGUAGUAUAUCUUAUGCUGAUAUGUUUUCGUCCCUAACCCGCUCUGCUUCUGAGGCUGCGGAGCUUGAUAAGGUACUUGCGUUGAUGAGAAUGAACUAAGGAUCAGUUGGAAGAUGGAUGGAUUUAUAAAUUAAUGUUUAGAGAUGGGAAGAUAGCUUUAGGAACUCCUUGUGAAUUGUGCUCUAUUGAGGUUCUGGAGUGGAAGUGGCAUAGCUACAAACAAGGAAAUGGUGAAGAAUCUCCAGAACUAUGGAGUGGUUGGGUCGAAGAAGGUGUCUGAAGUAAUGGAGAGUAUAGAUAGGGCCUAUUUUGUGCCCGAUGAUGCUCCACCUUAUGUUGAUACUCCCUUGCCAAUAGGUUACAAUGCCACUAUAUCUGCACCUCACAUGCAUGCAACCUGCCUUCAAUUGUUGGAGAAACACUUGCAACCUGGAAUGCGCGCUUUGGACGUUGGCUCAGGAACGGGAUAUUUGACUGCAUGCUUUGCGUUAAUGAUUGGACCUGAAGGUCGUGCAGUUGGUGUGGAACAUAUUCCUGAGCUGGUGGCUUCAUCAAUCGAGAAUAUUAAUAAAAGUGCUGCCGCUCCUUUACUGAAAGAAGGUUCCCUCUCUCUACACGUUGCUGAUGGCAGGCAGGGCUGGCCAGAGUGUGCACCUUAUGAUGCUAUUCAUGUUGGGGCAGCAGCUGCUGAAAUUCCGCCGGCUCUCAUUGACCAGUUAAAGCCAGGUGGGAGAAUGGUGAUUCCAGUUGGGAACAUAUUCCAGGAUUUGAUGGUUGUGGAUAAAGAUGCCGAUGGCUCUGUUAACAUCCACAACGAGACUUCUGUUCGUUAUGUGCCUCUUACCAGCCGAGAAGCUCAGCUACGUGACAACUGAUCGAGUUUACUCAUCCCAUGCAGAUGCUGCUUUUAUCAAGAACGUUGUAUAGAAACUUUAAGAGAUCUUUUGCGCAUCUAAUUGAAUCAUAUCAUCCUAGAUGUGUGUACUUAGUCCAAAUAAAGAUGUUAUAUCCUUUGUUUUCGACAAUCACAGACGAUAAACAGAAGAUGACUCGUUAGAACUUACAAAAUUUCAUUGACAGGGUUGAUAAUUCGAUUGUAUUCUUUUUGUUGUA
Molecule: messenger RNA, 1531 nt
Organism: Cucurbita pepo subsp. pepo (vegetable marrow)
Lineage: Eukaryota; Viridiplantae; Streptophyta; Magnoliopsida; Cucurbitales; Cucurbitaceae
Product: protein-L-isoaspartate O-methyltransferase 1
Biological process (GO): protein modification process
Cellular component (GO): cytoplasm
Molecular function (GO): protein-L-isoaspartate (D-aspartate) O-methyltransferase activity
Source: RefSeq, a predicted model, not a curated record